GUGACAGAGUGAUAGCCGGUGCGUGCCUUCAUCGCCCUUUAGACACAUCUGAAGCUUUGGGUCGAAUCGUUGGAUUUCAGCAGCGAGUUUGAAUCACGGUUGUGUGUGUGAAACGAUGCUGAUGAACUUGGAAAGUAAUGUGCGAGGAUGCUGAAGCUGCCGGGAAGCCCGCUUUGUUCGGAGCAGCGCAGGGCUUUUGCGCCGCGGUCCUCCCGCAGAUCAUCCCCUGCUGCUUUGUCUUCAGCCGGCCCUCUCUCACCGAGCGUGAGCGGCAGUGUGGUUUGUCAGUGUUGGACUGCGACCACCAGCAGCAGGUCGGCACCAUGAGCCUCUACCGGGCCGGGGCCAGCGGCUGGGCCGCCGGGGGGGCUGUGGGCGGGGCGAGAGAAAGAGGAGGAGCAGAUCAUCACAGAGAGCAGCAGCGGCGGUCCAGUGACCGCUCACGGGACUCCUCCCACGAGAGAGGGGAAAGCCAGCUGACGCCCUGCAUCAGGAACCUCACCUCCCCCACUCGGCAGCAUGACCGUGAACGUGGCGACGGAGGCUCGUCCUCCAGAUCCUCCAGUCCUCGCCCCCCCAGGAGUUCUGUUCCUUAUUCCCACAUUGGAGGGGCCCUGAUGGGGGGACACAUACCUCGGGUCAUUAAGGCGCUGGGUGCGGGGCCCUGCGAUAUGAUCUACGUGUAUGACCUCAGCAGUAAGGAGGGGCAUCGCAGUGUUCUGAGGCUGGCAGAGAGAGUCACUCUCAUCGUGGAUAACACCAGAUUUGUGGUGGAUCCUGCCAUCUUCACCGCUCAACCAAACACCAUGCUCGGCAGGAUGUUUGGUUCUGGGCGGGACAACAACUUCACAAGACCCAAUGAGAAAGGAGAGUUUGAGGUGGCCGAUGGCAUCAGCUCCACCGUCUUCAGAGCCAUUUUGGAUUACUACAAGUCGGGGAUAAUCCGCUGCCCUGACGGCGUUUCCAUUCCCGAGCUGAGGGAGGCAUGUGACUACCUCUGCAUUGCCUUCAACUACAGCACCAUCAAGUGCAGAGACCUCAGCGCCCUGAUGCACGAGCUGUCUAACGACGGGGCCCGGCAUCAGUUUGAGUGUUACCUGGAGGAGAUGGUGCUGCCGCUGAUGGUGGCCAGUGCUCAGAGCGGGGAGAGGGAGUGUCACGUGGUUGUGCUGACCGACGACGACGUGGUGGACUGGGACGAAGAGUACCCCCCCCAGAUGGGAGAGGAGUACUCUCAGAUCAUCUACAGCACCAAGCUGUACCGCUUCUUCAAGUACAUCGAGAACAGAGACGUCGCCAAGUCCGUGCUGAAGGACCGAGGACUGAAGAAGAUCCGGCUGGGCAUAGAAGGUUACCCGACCUACAAAGAGAAGGUGAAGCGGCGUCCCGGCGGUCGUCCAGAGGUCAUCUACAACUACGUCCAGCGGCCCUUCAUCCGCAUGUCCUGGGAGAAGGAGGAGGGCAAGAGCCGCCACGUGGACUUCCAGUGCGUCAAGUCCAAGUCGUCCAGCAACCUGGCAGCCGCCGCCGCAGACAUCCCCCAGGACCCCCCGGGGCCCCAGGUGGACGAACUGGACACUCUGCCCCCGCCCGACCCCCAUCAGCUAGGGCUGGGACAGGACAACAGCCCUCAGCCCGCACAAGGCUGCGAGGACCCCCACCAGCAGGCUCAGGACCCCCACAGCCUGGCCCACAGCCAGCAGCAGGGCAACAGCUUCUCUCAGGACACAUACCACUACGAGCCAGACCCCGACACCCCCUCUCCCUCUGCAUGAGGUCACACUGACAGCAACAAGUGCUUCCACACACACAUACACACACACACACACACACUCACAGCUAACCAGAACUAAACGUCUCUGAUUGUCAGACUACAGUCCCUGCAGCAGCCAAUCAGCACACAGUUCCUAUGCCACAGUUAGCUUCUGUACACUUGUGGCCAUCAGUGAGAAGCCCCCCUCCGAGUGGCAAACACCACUUUGCCUUGUUCAGCAUGCCUGCUGCAGCCUCUCUCAGGCCCAGGGGGAGGAGACGAGCCCAGCAGCACCCCCCACUCAUUUAUUUAUCUGACCAAAGGACUGUGUGUGUGUGUGUGUGUGUGUGUGUGUGUGUGUGUGUGUGUGUGUGUGUGUGUGUGUGUGUGUGUGUGUGUGUGUGUGUGUGUGUGUGUGUGUGUGUGUGUGUGUGUGUGUGUGUGUGUGUGUGUGCAGUCUGCACAGGUCCAUCUCCUCACAGGAUGUCUGAGAGGUUCCACACGAUGUUUUUCUAAUAAAGAUUAUUCACAACACG
Molecule: messenger RNA, 2289 nt
Organism: Trematomus bernacchii (emerald rockcod)
Lineage: Eukaryota; Metazoa; Chordata; Actinopteri; Perciformes; Nototheniidae
Gene: btbd10a
Product: BTB (POZ) domain containing 10a
Biological process (GO): positive regulation of phosphorylation
Cellular component (GO): cytoplasm
Molecular function (GO): protein binding
Source: RefSeq, a predicted model, not a curated record